AUGAUAAGCGAAGGAAAAGGGAAAUCAACCCGAACUAGAAAUGUGCAAUCAGUGCUCAACAUUUCACCAACCUGGACUAAAAAAGUGUGUUCCACUUGUCAUAUGACGUAUAAUCCACUGGUUUCUGUGGACGCUUCGGUUCACAAAAAGUACCAUUCAGAUUUUAUGAGCGGUAUUAAUUGGACAGCGACACUUGGAAGCAAGUCUUUGGAGACGGUUACUCUUGUGCUGCUGAAAAAGAGUUCUAAACUAGGUCAGUUGAAAAGCUCUGUGACGCGUGAAACGAAACGCGUUGUGAUACAUACCAUUGAUAAACAGAACAAAAGACAGGUUUCCAAGGUUGAAGAGAUAUUGAAAAUGGUCAAUACAGAGCUUAAUGCAGCUGAUGACUCUAAACAGUGGCGCCUGCUUGCGUUUGAUUCAAGCAAGGCUUUUAUUCUUGUGCUUGACAACAAGGCUAUAGGAAUAUGCACAACAGAUUCCAUUAAUCAUGCGCAAUGGUUGAUACUAAAAAAUCAAAAAAUCGUCCCUGACCGUAAAUUGGAUGGUUUUUGCAUAGGAAUCUCACGAAUCUGGAUUGCCCCAAAGUGGCGAAAUCAUGGCCUAGCAGGCUCGUUGUUGCAGUGUGUCAUGAAGAAUUCAGUAUAUGGAAAAAUCUUGUCCAGGCAUCAAAUUGCAUUCAGCCAACCAAGUUUUGGAGGCGGUCUACUCGCCAAGUCAUUCAAUGGCGUUAUGCACAAAAGCGGGGAAGUGCUUAUACCGGUAUACACUGAAAAAUGA
This is a messenger RNA of Lodderomyces elongisporus, 780 nucleotides long. RefSeq lists its product as uncharacterized. The record is from RefSeq and is a predicted model, not a curated record. The transcript has a single exon. NCBI's taxonomy places the organism in Eukaryota, Fungi, Ascomycota, Pichiomycetes, Serinales, Debaryomycetaceae. Gene Ontology annotation, molecular function: protein-lysine-acetyltransferase activity. Gene Ontology annotation, biological process: mitotic sister chromatid cohesion. Bases 1 to 780 code for a protein of 259 amino acids. Gene Ontology annotation, cellular component: nucleus; chromatin.